AUGAAUCUUUCGCUCAUUGAUCCAUUUGUCCUGGCCCAGGAAUACCCAGAUACCCUGACAGAGAAACUCAGCAGCGGUCAUGCAACCUGUCUUCGUUUCAACCACACCGGCGACUACCUGGCAUCAGGUCGAGUGGAUGGCUCUGUGGUGAUCUUCGAUAUUGAAACAAACGGUGUUGCUCGCAAGCUCCAAGGCCACACCCGCCAGAUCCAAUCUCUCAGCUGGUCGCGAUGUGGUCGCUACCUCCUCACCUCAUCUCAGGACUGGAAGUGCAUCUUGUGGGACUUGGAAGAUGGUUCAAGAAUAAGGACCGUGCGAUUCGAGGCUCCAGUCUACAUUGCCGAGCUACACCCGUUCAACCAUCUUCUAUUUGUGGCUUCGCUUUUUGAAGACCAACCCGUUCUUGUCGAUAUUUCCCAAAGGACCCCAAUCAAGCGCAUUCUCCCCUCCGCCCCUCUCCGUCCCAAACCCACUGAUAGCGAAGAUGUCGACUCGGCAGCGGCAGCAAAGCAAGCUGCGCAAGAUUCGAAACACUCCACCUGCGUUACUAUAUUCUCGGCAUUCGGAAACCACAUCAUAUCCGGUACCUCGAAGGGAUGGAUCAACAUCAUCACAACCGAAACCUGCAGAACAAUCCACUCCUCACGGCUUUGCAACGGAGUUGUGAUCCUCCUCCGUCUUGCACGUAAUGGACGAGACCUGCUAGUGAACAGCUCGGACCGCGUCAUUCGCACCAUCAUAAUGCCAGACCUUUCCCAACUCGGUAUCGACCUCGAAGAAUCCAACAUCAAGCUGAACGUUGAACACAAAUUCCAGGAUGUGGUUAAUCGCCUAAGCUGGAACCAUGUGACCUUUUCAUCGACAGGCGAAUUCGUGACCGCGACAACCUACAUGGGCGCAGAUAUAUACGUUUGGGAACGCCGUUACGGAUCCAUCGUGAAGAUUCUCGAGGGUCCCCGAGAGGAACUCGGCGUGGUAGAAUGGCACCCCACACGGCCAAUGGUGGUAGCCUGUGGUCUGGAGAGCGGGUGCAUCUACACAUGGUCGAUCAUCAGUCCUCAGAAAUGGUCUGCUUUAGCGCCGGAUUUCGGUGAAGUGGAAGAGAACGUGGAAUACAUGGAGCGUGAAGAUGAAUUCGACAUCCACCCGGCUGAGCAGGUGCAUCAGCGCCGACUGGAUCUGGAAGAUGAAGAGCCCGAUGCCGUUACUGCUGACCCGACCAAGGCCAUGACGGAUGCAGAUCAUGCGGGAGCUUUCGGUGUCCCUGUUCUUCUGGACGUGUCGGACAGCGAAAGUGGAGAAGAUAUCGUCGCCGUCGGUCCUGGUAUUUUACGCCGACGGACACCCGGUGCAAGCCGCGAAGCAACGGAGGCCGACGUGGAAAAAGAGCCUCGUGCUAAUGGUACCUCCCGGAAGACAGGCCGAAACCGCCGGCGCUGA
Penicillium verhagenii is the source of this 1440-nucleotide messenger RNA. RefSeq names its product Set1-mediated histone H3-K4 methylation subunit Swd1. Bases 1 to 1440 code for a protein of 479 amino acids. Lineage: Eukaryota; Fungi; Ascomycota; Eurotiomycetes; Eurotiales; Aspergillaceae. Gene Ontology annotation, cellular component: protein phosphatase type 2A complex; Set1C/COMPASS complex. Gene Ontology annotation, molecular function: protein phosphatase regulator activity; protein binding. The record is from RefSeq and is a predicted model, not a curated record. The transcript has 5 exons.